CUAAUCAGUUAGUUGUAGAGGUAAUCUCGUGUGCAUAUAUAUAUGCAUUGCCAUAUAUAGCAAGUAAAGUAGCUAGGAAUCCUUAUAUUUGCACGCUCUUGUGAUCGAUCAUCCGAUCGGAGCUGAAUACAUAUAAUUAAAAUUAAUUAAUUAAUUAAUUGAAUAGGUGAAAAUGGUGGAGUUUGUAUUUGGGAAUAAGUUUGUGAGCAGUAGUAGUGUGAUAAUACUAUUAAUGAUGAAAGUGAUAGUGGUGAUGAGUGGAUACAGAUUUGGUGUAGCAAAUGGUGUGAGUAUGAAUUACUAUGUAAUGAGUUGCCCCAUGGCUGAUAUCAUCGUCCAGAACACUGUCAAUAGAGCUUUGAGGAAUGAUCCCACUCUUGCUGCCUCUCUUAUCAGAUUGCAUUUCCACGACUGUUUCGUUCAGGGGUGCGAUGCAUCAAUUCUGAUAGACUCAACAAAGGACAACACAGCAGAAAAGGAUUCGCCAGCAAAUCUUAGUUUGCGUGGGUAUGAGCUUAUAGAUGAAGUGAAAGAGGAGCUGGAACAACAAUGUCCUGGCGUUGUUUCCUGUGCUGAUAUUGUGGCUAUGGCUGCUAGAGAUGCCGUUUUCUUUGCAGGAGGCCCUGUGUACGACAUACCGAAAGGACGAAAGGACGGAAGGAUAUCCAAAAUAGAAGAGACCAUCAAGCUGCCGUUUCCCUCCAUGAAUGCCUCAGAGCUCAUCAGAGUAUUUGGGCAGCACGGCUUAACUGCCCAAGAUAUGGUUGCUCUCUCUGGAGCACAUACACUAGGAGUUGCUCGAUGCUCAUCGUUCAAAAGUCGUUUGAGCGAAGCAGAUCCAACGCUAGAUUCGGACUUCGCAAGGACGCUAUCGAAAACAUGCAGCGCAGGGGACACGGCGGAGCAGCCAUUCGACGCCACUCGAAACGACUUCGACAAUGUUUACUUCAAUGGUCUUGUUAGGAAGAACGGUGUGCUGACCUCAGACCAAACUCUGUACGCUUCCCCAAGGACAAGAUCCAUUGUCAAUGCCUACGCAUUCAACCAAGCCAUGUUCUUCUUGGACUUCCAGCAGGCCUUCAUCAAAAUGGGCUUACUCGAUCUCAAACAGGGUUCUCAAGGAGAGGUCCGAGCAUCUUGCCGUACUAUCAAUUAAUUAAUUAUUAAUUUGUACCUGCCUGGCCUCUAAACAAUAUUUUCAAAUAUUGUUCAUAUUAUAUUAUAUAUAAAUAUAUACCUAUAUAUGUUCUCAUACAUAAAUAUAUAUGUAUGUCUGUAAGAAAUUAUAAUGUAUGAUUUUUAUCAAUUUUAUCUU
Molecule: messenger RNA, 1315 nt
Organism: Cannabis sativa
Lineage: Eukaryota; Viridiplantae; Streptophyta; Magnoliopsida; Rosales; Cannabaceae
Product: peroxidase 47
Exons: 4
Coding region: 173-1156 (327 amino acids)
Biological process (GO): hydrogen peroxide catabolic process; response to oxidative stress
Molecular function (GO): peroxidase activity; heme binding
Source: RefSeq, a predicted model, not a curated record